Cynoglossus semilaevis (tongue sole) is the source of this 1609-nucleotide messenger RNA. Its product is annotated as integrin beta-1-B-like. Gene Ontology annotation, biological process: integrin-mediated signaling pathway; cell-matrix adhesion; cell-cell adhesion. Gene Ontology annotation, molecular function: integrin binding. Gene Ontology annotation, cellular component: cell surface; integrin complex; focal adhesion. The record is from RefSeq and is a predicted model, not a curated record. NCBI's taxonomy places the organism in Eukaryota, Metazoa, Chordata, Actinopteri, Pleuronectiformes, Cynoglossidae. The transcript is spliced from 7 exons. The coding region runs from base 159 to 1505 and encodes 448 amino acids.
UCAAGCCUGCUGACACACUGCUACUUUAAUCAGUGAUCUCCCAAAGCAUCUACUGUCAUUUGUACAAGGCCACUGGAUGGUUGUGAGUGGGUCAGAUUCAGCAGAGAAAAACAUCGUCCUAACAGAGAGACAACACGGAAAUAUUUCAACACUUGAGGAUGGCCAUAAAGCUGCUCUGUCUCUGUCUCCUGCUGGCUCUUCUGGGCCCCAUCUGGGCCAAAAAACAACCAUGUCUCGCUUCUGCGUCCAGCUGUGACCAGUGCAUCCAGUCCAGCCCUGAAUGUGCCUGGUGCACAGCUCCUGGAUUAAGCAGUCGGUGUCAAACCUCAAGGGGGCUGAGGAGGGCAGGAUGUCGUAAAAGUCACAUAUACAGCCCUCAGGGGGAGGUGAAGGUUGAACACAGUAGAAGAGGGCCAGCGGAUGUGGUCUCUGCCCUCCAGCCAGAAAAAUUGUACCUUCGUCUAAGACCUGGUGUAAAGAUGUCAUUCCCUCUGAUGGUCACUGUACAAAAAGGUCAGCCUGUGCCAGAACUAAGUGCAGAUACCAGCAACGUACCAGGAGGACUCAACAUCACCUUCAUGGCUACUAAAACUGGACCCCCAGCACAAGUUCAGGUGUAUGUGGAGGCUGCGCGUUGUCCCAGUGAUGAUGAAAUGGGACCAUGGUCUGUCUCCAUCACUCCAAAAGGGUUUUCAAUGAGUACGACAUUGGAAAUAACUUUUGAAUGUCAGUGUGGUUGUGUUGGAAUACGUGAGGAAAACAGUGCAGCCUGCAGCGGUCGUGGAGCUCUGAUGUGUGGCCGGUGUGACUGCUACAACUCCUUUAGUGGCAAAGAGUGUCAGAGGGAGUCUGGUUCACUUGUUUCACCCAAUGAAGACUACUGUCGCUCAGACCCUGACGCCCUGGUGUGCAGUGGCAGGGGGCUGUGUGUGGAGGGUUUCUGUGAAUGCGAGAGGCGAAUUAAUCCUGCAGAAAUUUACUCUGGACGAUACUGCGAGUGUAGCAACUUUGACUGUGAAAGAUCCAACAACAAGAUAUGUGCAGGACAUGGGUUGUGCACCUGUGGUGAAUGUUUAUGUGACGAGGGCUGGACGGGUGAGGACUGUAGUUGCUCCAUGGAUGUAAACUCAUGUAUGGCAACAAACCAGAAGGUGUGCAACGACAGAGGCAUGUGUCAGUGUGGAACUUGUGUAUGUAUGCCACCAUAUGCCGACCCGACCUGUGAGAGUUGCCCGACCUGUCAGGACACAUGUAUGCAGCACAUGGAGUGUGUGCAGUGUCGAGCUUUUGGAAUGGGAACAAAAAAAGACAGUUGUGAUCAGGACUGUGGCCACAUCAGUGUGGAAAUGGUGGAAACUACAGAGGAACUGCUCAAAACAGAAAAUGGUGCAAAAAUUUGUAAAAUGAGGGAUGAAAAUGAUUGCUCUUUCUACUACACCGCACCCUCAUCAUCAGGGGGGCAGACAACUGUAGCACGAUCUAAAGAAUGUCCCAGAGGACUGUGAAAGGUGUCUAUACUGUCAUUGUCUCUUUUUAUCUGUUUAUGAUGGAAUUUAUGAUUAUAGUUUAUUCUGUGAGAAACUGAAAAAUAAAAUGACUGGCGACUUAA